Molecule: messenger RNA, 3939 nt
Organism: Hevea brasiliensis (rubber tree)
Lineage: Eukaryota; Viridiplantae; Streptophyta; Magnoliopsida; Malpighiales; Euphorbiaceae
Product: protein SMAX1-LIKE 6
Exons: 3
Coding region: 506-3823 (1105 amino acids)
Molecular function (GO): ATP binding; ATP hydrolysis activity
Source: RefSeq, a predicted model, not a curated record
AAAAAAAGAACAUUUGCUCAUUGUGAUUAUGGGAUAUGGAUGAGGAUGAUGUUUGGAUUUUCUUUUCCUCUUUAGGCUAUCGCAGACGCUGGACAGUGACUACACUGCCGUGGUUGGUCCAUUUGUUCCUUAGACGAGGCAUCUCUCCCUCUCCAAACAAAAUGGAUCGCAGGAGGCCAGGAGCUGAGACCAAUACGCUGUAUACACCUUUCGUCAGAGAUGAACAAGAGAAUCAAUGCCUGCUUACCAAAUGUUUGUUCAAUUGCCAAAGAGACGGAUUAGGUCCCACGCACGCAUGACAGACAAAGCAAACACGUAGAAUCCCUUUCUUUUCCUUAACUUUCCCUUCCCUUCCCUUCCUCAGACUUCCCCUUCUCAAUAAAUAAUUCUAAAAGUUGUUCAAGUAAACCCUCCUUGCAAUUUUUUUUAUCACCUUUUUACGUCCACCCCUAACAGAGACACAAACUAACUCUUACAUAUAUAUUAUCAUAUAUGCUUGCCGGCGAUGCCCACGCUGGUCAGCUUAGCUAGGCAAUUUUUAACGGACGAGGCUGCGCGUGUUCUCGACGAUGCUGUUGCCGUAGCGCGUCGCCGGAGCCACGCCCAGACUACUUCUCUCCAUGCGGUUUCUGCUUUGCUAGCUUUGCCGUCUUCUAUACUCCGUGACGCUUGUGCACGCUCCAGAAACAGUGCUUGUUCGUCGCGCCUUCAGUUUGGCGCGCUCGAGCUUUGCGUUGGUGUCUCUCUUGAUCGCUUGCCUUCUUCGAAAACCGCAGAUGAACCUCCAAUCUCGAAUUCACUUAUGGCGGCAAUCAAACGGUCGCAGGCCAAUCAGCGGAGGCACUCUGAUAAUUUUCAGUUGCAGCAAAUACACUGUAACCAGCAAGCAGCGUCGGUUUUGAAGGUCGAGCUUAAGCACUUCAUUUUAUCAAUUAUGGAUGAUCCGAUUGUGAGUCGGGUAUUUGGGGAGGCCGGGUUUCGGAGUUGUGAUAUUAAGUUAGCCGUUAUUCACCCGCCGGUGACACAUGCUUCGAAUUUCUCGCGGACGAGGUGCCCGCCGGUUUUCCUUUGUAAUUUGACUGGUUCGGAACUUGGUCGACCCGAUUCGAGCUUCCCGUCUAGUGGGCGCGAGGAUGGGGAAGAGAAUUGUAGGAGAAUUGCUGAGGCUUUAGUGAAGGGGAAGAAUCUGUUGCUUCUUGGUGCUUGUGCUAGUGAUGCGUUAAAUAGAUUUAUCGAAUGUGUAAAUACAGAUGGAGGAGGAAUUUUGCCCACCGAGAUUGCUGGGUUAAGCCUAAUAUCUGUUGAAAAGGAGAUAAUUGAGUUCCUUAGUGAAGGAGGGAACAAUAGAGAGAAGAUGGAUUUCAAGGUUGAGGAGUUGCGGCAUAAACUGGAGCAGUGUUCGGGCCCAGGUAUUGUGUUGAGUUUUGGAGAGCUGAAGGCUUUGGUCGACGAGAAGCUGUCCAGUGGUGCUUUGAGUUACUUGGUUUCGAAAUUAACGGGUUUAUUGGAGGGUUUUAAAGACAAGUUGCGGUUGAUGGGAGCUACGGCAGUAUAUGAAACGUAUUCCAAAUUUUUAGGGGAAUUUCCAGCUAUAGAAAAGGAUUGGGAUCUUCAUAUUCUGCCCAUCACUUCUUCUAAAAGCCCUAUUGAUUGUUUUGGCUCCAAAUCUAGCUUGAUGGGGUCUUUUGUUCCUUUUGGUGGUUUCUUCUCUACACCAUCUGAUCUCAAAUAUCCGUUAUGCAACGUAGCUCAAUCCAUCACUCAAUGUCAUCUUUGCACUGCAAAGUAUGAGCAAGAAGUUACUGCAAUGCUGAAGGGUUCUACGGUUUCAAUUGCAGAUCAGUACUCAGAGAACUUACCUUCUUGGUUACAGAUGGCUCAGCUUGACACAGGCAAGGGAUUGGAUGUAGCUAAGACCAAAAAUGAUGGAACAACACUGAAUGCUAGAAUUUUGGGGCUGCAAAGGAAAUGGAGUGAUUUCUGCCAACGAAUUCAUCGUGCUCAGCCUUUCUCCAAAUUUGAUGUUUCCCAGGGCAGGGCCCAGGCAUUAGUUUUGGAGGGCUUUCAAUAUGUUGCAGAUAGGAAGGAAAGCAGCAGUGGUAGCUGCAGCAGAGAUUCACUACUUAAUGAGAGUCAAUGUGCAAAUCUUAGUCUUGGUGUUCAUAUGGAUUUGCAAAAUGAUUUUCCAAAGAGAAAUAGCAUCCCAAUAACAGUAGAUUCUGAAACUGAGAAUGUCAAUUGCCAAUCUAAGCUAAUCAAAGAAGCAUCAAAAAGUCAGCAAAAAGAGAAAGAUAGUCCUUGGUUUACCCCUUUGACUCUGCCCAAUAUGAGUCUGCCUGCUGAUCACACAUCAUCUUCAUCUGUCACUUCUGUGACCACAGAUUUGGGGUUAGGAACAAUCUUCGCAUCAUGCUCUCGGAGGCCAAAUACUCCAAAGUUAGGUGAUCACAGAGAGCAUUAUCAGCACUUUUUAGGUUUUAAUUCUUCCAAGUUUGGAAUUAGUGAAAGUAAUUCACAUCAGGUCAUACAACCUUCUUCAUGUUCUAAUCCUUCUUCAGGAGAGCAUUUUGAUUCAAGAGAUUACAAAUCAAUCAAGAAAGCUCUUAAUGAAAAAGUUGGGUGGCAAGAGGAUGCCAUAUGUGCUAUUAGUCAAGCUAUAUCUCGUUGUAAAGCAGGAUAUGGAAGACAUCGUGGCUCAACUGUGAGAGGAGAUAUUUGGCUUACUUUCGUUGGACAUGACAAAGUUGGGAAGAAAAAAAUUGCUUCCAUGCUUGCUGAGAUAAUUUUUGGUAGCCAUGAGAACUUAAUCUCUGUGGAUUUGAGCUUCCAAGGUGGGGUUAACCCAUCAGAUUCUGUCUUUGAAUGCCAAGAAUUAAAUGAUUAUGAUGUGAAAUUUAGGGGGAAGACUGUUGUUGAUUAUAUUGCAAUGGAGUUGAGCAAGAAGCCCCAAUCUGUCUUGCUUCUUGAAAAUGUAGACAAGGCUGAUUUUCUGGCCCAGAAUAGCUUGUUCCAGGCUGUGACAACAGGCAAAUUUCCAGAUUCACAUGGGAGAGAAAUCAGCACCAAUAACAUGAUUUUUGUGACGACAUCAACAAUUGGAAUGGGUAAUACAAAUUUUCAGCCACUGAAGGAACCUGUAAAGUUAUCCGAAGAAGACAUUCUUGGAGCCAAAAACUGGCAAAUGCAAAUAUUAAUUGAACAUGCUGCUGAGGGUGCCAGCGGAAGCAAUGGAAGGAAUGUGAAGAUUUCAAGAAAAGUGACUUCCACUACAUCUGUGAAUAAAAGAAAGCUGGAGGGAACCACCAACUUUACAGAGCAGGAAUUAAAUUACAAGGCUAAGAAACUACCACAUAAAGUAUUGGGAUCUUCUCUGGAUUUGAAUCUCCCUGUAGAGGAGACAGAAGACAACACCAAUUCUGGUUGUUGUGACAGUGACUCCAUCUCUGAAAACUCAGAAACUUGGUUGGAAGAUUUCUUUGAUCAAGUAGAUGAAAAGGUAUUAUUCAAGCCAUUUGAUUUUGAUGCGCUUGGUGAGAAAAUAGUGAUGGAAAUCAGCAUACAAUUUCAGAAGGCAUUUGGAUCUGAGUUUUUACUGGAGAUUGAUGAUGAAGUCAUGGUGCAAAUGAUUGCAGCUUCUUGGUUAUCUGCCAGAAGCAGAGCAGUGGAGGACUGGAUUGAAAGAGUCCUCGGCAGAGGCUUCACUGAAGCUCGGCAGAAGUACCACAGUAAUGUUAAAUAUGUUGUAAAACUAGUUACUUGUAGAGGCCUUUUUGUGGAGGAUCAAGCUGCUGGAAUAUGCCUUCCUUCAAGAAUUAAUCUGUGAACUGAUUUUCUAGCUCACCAAUGUUUUUUGUAAUUAUAUGUAUAAUGUAGCUUUUAGCAUCUGAAAUGCCUUUUAUGGUUAAUCAAAUGCCAUAAAGUUUUGGGGCUAUUUGUUUU